Pogoniulus pusillus (Red-fronted tinkerbird) is the source of this 4899-nucleotide messenger RNA. RefSeq names its product insulin like growth factor 2 mRNA binding protein 3 (gene IGF2BP3). Gene Ontology annotation, molecular function: mRNA 3'-UTR binding. Gene Ontology annotation, cellular component: nucleus; cytosol; cytoplasm. The record is from RefSeq and is a predicted model, not a curated record. Gene Ontology annotation, biological process: nervous system development; regulation of gene expression. The coding region runs from base 378 to 2132 and encodes 584 amino acids. Lineage: Eukaryota; Metazoa; Chordata; Aves; Piciformes; Lybiidae. The transcript is spliced from 16 exons.
CGCUCGCACGGGGGGAGGUGCAGCCGCCCAGCCGUUUUUGGGCGGCGGGGGCGCGCAGAGCCGACUCCCUCGGUGGAAGGGCAGAGGCGGUGCCGACCGGCGCCCACCCAACUCUGGUUCCCCUUCCUCCGCCCUCUCUAAACUUGUCCUGUCCUGUCCAGCCUCCCCCCACACCCCUUCUCGUCCUUCACCUCGGCCCUCCUCCUCUUCCUCCUUCUCUGUGAGUGUGUGCGCCCCAUCCACUCACUAAUUGAAGAGCUGGGAUUCCUCACGUGAGAAGUUGAUUUGUAGUUUGAACACGUGGCUCAUUCAAAAAGCCGGAAUAUUCAAACGAGGGUUGCAGUCCGCUGUGCGCGCCUUUCCGAGCCGCCAGGAAGAUGAACAAGCUCUACAUCGGCAACCUCGGCGAGAACGUUAGCCCCCUCGACCUGGAAAGUCUCUUUAAGGACUCCAAGAUCCCUUUCUCGGGCCAGUUCCUGGUGAAGACUGGGUACGCCUUCGUGGACUGCCCCGACGAGAGCUGGGCCAUGAAGGCCAUCGAGGCACUUUCAGGUAAAGUGGAGCUGCAUGGGAAACUCAUAGAAGUUGAACAUUCAGUCCCUAAAAGACAAAGGAGUCGGAAGCUUCAGAUCAGAAAUAUCCCGCCUCAUUUGCAGUGGGAGGUGUUGGAUAGUUUGUUAGCUCAGUAUGGAACAGUGGAAAACUGUGAGCAAGUGAACACUGACACCGAGACUGCAGUUGUAAAUGUAACAUAUGGCAAUAAGGACCAGGCUAGACAAGCAAUAGAAAAACUGAACGGGUUUCAGCUUGAAAACUAUUCCUUGAAAGUUGCAUACAUCCCUGAUGAAAUGGCAGCCCAGCAACCUCCACAACAACAUCCCCAGGGAAGACGUGGAUUUGGACAGAGGGGUCCUCCAAGGCAAGGCUCACCUGGUGCAACCACAAGGCAGAAACCACAGUCGGACGUUCCUCUACGGAUGCUGGUUCCCACACAGUUCGUAGGAGCCAUUAUUGGGAAAGAAGGAGCCACAAUCAGAAAUAUCACAAAGCAGACACAGUCCAAAAUUGAUAUCCAUCGCAAAGAGAAUGCAGGUGCUGCUGAGAAACCCAUCACCAUCCACUCAACUCCUGAAGGUUGCUCCACGGCUUGUAAAAUCAUCAUGGAGAUCAUGCAAAAGGAAGCUCAAGACACUAAAUUUACAGAAGAAAUUCCCUUGAAGAUAUUGGCACAUAACAACUUUGUUGGCAGACUUAUUGGCAAAGAAGGAAGAAACCUGAAGAAAAUUGAACAGGACACAGACACUAAAAUCACAAUAUCUCCGUUGCAGGACUUGACACUCUAUAAUCCAGAAAGGACCAUUACAGUUAAAGGCAGUAUUGAAACUUGUGCCAAGGCUGAGGAAGAAAUUAUGAAGAAAAUCAGGGAGUCCUAUGAAAAUGAUAUUGCUGCUAUGAAUCUUCAAGCACAUUUAAUUCCUGGAUUAAAUCUGAAUGCCUUGGGUCUGUUCCCACCUUCUUCUUCAGGAAUCCCACCUCCCGCAGUGAGUGUUGCCUCCGCUGCUGCUGCUGCUUCAUAUCCACCUUUUGGGCAACAGCCCGAGUCUGAGACUGUUCAUCUGUUCAUCCCAGCCUUGGCAGUUGGAGCUAUUAUUGGCAAGCAGGGACAGCACAUCAAACAACUUUCUCGUUUCGCAGGCGCAUCUAUUAAGAUUGCUCCUGCUGAAGGACCAGAUGCCAAGCUGAGAAUGGUUAUCAUCACUGGACCUCCAGAAGCUCAGUUCAAGGCUCAAGGGAGAAUCUAUGGGAAACUUAAAGAAGAAAAUUUCUUUGGACCUAAAGAAGAAGUGAAACUUGAGGCUCAUAUAAAAGUGCCAUCCUAUGCUGCUGGUAGAGUUAUUGGAAAAGGAGGCAAAACUGUAAAUGAGCUUCAAAACUUGACAAGUGCAGAAGUUGUAGUCCCUCGUGACCAGACACCUGAUGAAAAUGAUCAGGUGGUUGUGAAAAUAACUGGUCACUUCUAUGCAUGCCAGCUUGCUCAGAGAAAAAUUCAGGAAAUACUGGCUCAGGUAAGAAGGCAGCAGCAACAGCAAAAAACAUUGCAAAGCGGACAGCCUCAGCCAAGACGGAAAUAAAGGUUUAGGAAACGGCCCAUCAGAGACAGAUGCCAGACCAAAGACAGACUGUGAGACAAAGAGACGGGUGGCGAGCACCCGUUGAAGUUAUAUGCAGAAGAUCCACCAAGCCAAUCACCUGUUCGAGGACCAGGCAACCGUUGAACGCUGUCUCUGAGAAUGUAUUCUUUAGGCUCUCUCAAACUUUUGAAACCCAGCUUUAAAAUAAGGACCCCUUCACUUCCCUUUUGUUCUAUUCUCACAACUUAACAUAAACUCGUUAGUCUUUUUUUAUUGUUCUUAUUAUUCCCCAGCAAUUUUAGAACUUGGUUUAAUGAAGCUUUCUCUUCUGAGUUCACUGGUUAAAAAAAAAAAAAAGGAGAAAAAAAAAGGAAAAAACCAACAGCAGCAGCAACAACAACAAGAGAAAAAAAAAGGCAUUGCUCUUAUAGGUCCAUUGUAAAAGAAGCGACACAUUUGGAGGGUGGGAUCGCGGGUGGGCUAGGGUUAGAGCACGGGUAUUGACAAGAGUUUAAGUGUUAGUCCCAACGUUGAAACAAGUGGCAUUUUUUAAAAUCAAUUUGGUUGCAUUUUUACAUAACACUGCCAUGAAUAACCUAAGGGAAGUGUUGAAUGGUGUUGGCCAGGGCAUAAAAAGAUAAAUAUGCAUUUUUACUAAACUACCUCAGGCAUUUAGUACCUCAAUGAGAAAUUGUUCCUCUUUUUUUUUUGUUUGUUUGUUUUGGUUUUUUUUAAUUUACUUUUUUUUUGGUAUUUUGUAUACUUUAUAAAGCUAAUAGUUCUUGAGCAUUUUAUUUUUUUAAAAAAAAAUUAAAAUUUAAUCAGCCACCAGCCAGGAGUACUACAGACUUAUCGUGGGGGGGGGGGGGGAAUUAUAGUAGAGCACUUCUAGCUGCUGGCUGAUGGGAGUAAGGUGGGUAAAAAAAAAAAAAAACAACAAAAAACACACAAACCUCAGAUUUUUUUCUGAGGGCUUCAACACCAUCAUUUGUUUAAAAAAAAAAUUCAGUGAAUGUUCAAAAGAUAGUGAAUGAUGCCAACAUUCUGAUAGCAGCAAUGCCGUUUAGUUUUCUUUUAAGAUGGGAUGAAAAAGUUUGUGACGGUACUUUUUUGGGAACAGGACAAGGAAGUGAUGGCAAGAGGCUGGGGUUGGGGGAAAAAAAAAAUUAGAAGGCUGCAAGAGGCUGAAUUUUUUUUUGUGUUACUUGAUUGAAUGCAUGAACCCUUUGUGCCUUUGACCAUCACUACCUAAUAAUGCUACAUUUAACCAUUUGCAGCCCAUUUGGACUUUGCCAUUUUGUUCAAAGAGCAAGCUUCAUCUUCAGUUUGAUAGAACACUUGGAUCUGGUAGAGCGUAUUUGAGGCCGUGAGGGUCUCUGCUGCCUGCAGAUCGCAUCAUAGUGCUUUCAGUUACCACGAUGGGGGAAGGUCAAACAGUGUUUGAUCACAUUGAAAGAUAAUGAAAGGCUAAGUUUACAUAUCCAGCCGCUGUUAUGGGCCACACUAAGCCACUUUGAAGGUUUUAAGAACUAUUACAAGUAAAAAAAAAAAAGAAAGAAACAAAUCAACAAACAACAACCUCUCUAGCCUGGCUUAUAAUAGAUGCAGCAGGAUUUAUGCACGUUCUGCAACCAACCAUUAGAGAAGAAAAAAAUAAACUAAAAUAAGAAACAACAAAACCAACCAUAAAAUAAACCAUCAAAAAAGCAGGGAUAGAACAGGAAAGUUACCAAAAUUUUUUUUUUGAUUUCCGAAUGUAAUUUGAAUGAUGAUUGUGGUAAUAGUGACACAUUCAAGUUUCUACAAUAAACUUCAGUCUACCUCAGUUUAAAGAAGAAAAAAAAAAAAGAAAAAAAAAGAGAAAAAAAAAAUGUGGCAACACAUGGUGCAUAAAGACUGCUGUGUGUGUGUGCGCGCGUGCGCGCGCCUGUAUGCGUGUGGUCGACAGAGCCAUGCUAUUACCUCUGAACCUUUUUUUUUUGUGACUUAUUUUUUUGUGCAUGAGAUGAUCAGAAUCACCAUGCUGCACUGAUUUGAGGGGCACAACGAGCAAAAAAAAAAAAAAAAAAAAGAAAAGAGAAAAAAAAAAAUAAAAAAAACCACAUUUGUUUCAUCAUUUUGUUAUCUACCUCUUAGGUUCAUGUUGAAAUAGAGGCAUUACUACAUAGACUAGAUAAUUUUUCCCAAAGAUCAUUGUUGUACAGAUUAGAUAAUUUUGGAAAUGGUCUGAAGUGUUUUUUCCUGCAUCUCUUCUUUACUAAUUGGUUUAAAAACCACAAACUUAUGUUGUAGUAUUAGCAAAGAAAAAUGAAUUCCUUUUUCUUUUUUGACAGUGACCUUCGUCUAGCCUUUAGGAUAACUUUUUUUUUUCUUACGAAUUUAAAAUUACUGAAGUAUGGGAAGUCAUAGCAUUUUAAUUUUUGUUGAGGCUUAAGUCAGUCUGACAUUCCUUUCUUAACAUUGGAGGGAGAUUUGACUUUAUUUUCCAUAAAAUUACUUUACGAAUAGGCGCUGCAUUUGCAUCUGCUGAUUUAAAUACUGUCAUCUCUUUAAAUUUCUAGACUUAGUAUGGUAAAUUGUUUUUCUUUUCAACUGAGACUUGGUAAUUUGGAGUAUUUGGGAAUAGCUAGAAAGUGAAUACUGUAAAUGAUUUCAACAUCCACAAAGUAUGGAUCAUUUUUCAUCUGUAAUGUGCCCCCCAAUGCAGCUCCACUUGCCAGAUGCCUCUGAAUGGAAUAAAGAGUUUAACUCCUAUCAUCAGAUUAAA